AUGGCAGACGCAACUGGACUUGGGCCUCUCAAAACGGCAAGAGGCUACUACGAGCGAGCAUGGCGACAGGAACUGAAGCGCAUACAUCCGCAUUGGACGGCGGCUACCAUACGGAAGAAUUUGAAGUGGCUGUGGGAUAGUCGCACACAGGCUGAAGAGGAUGCAUGCCAACUUCUGGUUGACAAUGGAGCGAGCGCACACCCCGUUAUCGACGUCAAUAUUGCGCCUCAUAGUUCGGUGGAAGAUAACAUGCCACCGGAUGCUCGAGCGGCGUUUUGGAGUACGUGGGCUGCUCAGGCUGGAGUGGCUCCUGUGGUUCUACCAGCUGUACUGCCAGCACCAGCACCAGUACCAGCUCCAGUCCUCCCAGUCCAGCCCCUCAACUCAUCCGUGACCUUCCUCCCAGCGAUCCCCCACAUGACCGAACUCCCCAAGUUCCCUACCGAAAGAGACGAGCACGCCGACUGGGUAGCCCACGACCCCAGCGAUCUGAUUUCCUUCCCGGACUCUACACCCGCAGACCGCUGGCAAGGCGCACGCAUGCUCGGCCGAGGCGCCAAAGGGGUCGUAGGACUCUUCGUGAAGCUAGACGAGCACGACAACAUCGUCGACCGCGUAGCCAUAAAAGACACGGCCAAAGAUCCCCCAGAAGUCUGGUUCGACCUCAUCCGUUGGCGCGACAGACUCCCCAUGGACAUCGCCAUCCUAGAGCGUCUCGAGACCCAAGGUGCCCAUCUCAACAUCCUCGCCUACCGCGGCUACCGCCUUAGCACGAUCCAGCAGCGCUACCGCCUGUACAACGCCGUCUGCGACUACGGCUGCCUAAUGGACGCGCUGGAAUUCUACUCCGCGCCCUGGCGCCGCCGCCGUAACACACAUCGUAAAAUGGAGUUCGACACCAUCUUUGGCACAGACGAAGCCAAGCGCCUCGCUGCUGCAGCGUACGAAUUCGCAAGCCCGUUCGACUCCGUGGCGGCGGCGCAGAAGGCGCUCGCGACGGAGGAUCUGUGGGGGGAUGGCGAGGUGGAUGAUUGGAAGAAGGGCCCUUUUGCGCUGCCGACGGAGGUCAUCCCCGAGGCGUUUCUGUGGGAGGUGUUCCGCUGCUUGGUCGAGGCGUGUAGUUACCUGGAGAGCGGGGCGGGCGUGGAUCUCGGGCCGGGUAAGGACUGGAGGCCGAUUCUGCACGCGGAUCUGCAUCUGCAGAAUGUGUUUGUUAUGCCGCCCGAGCCGGAUACGGGGGAGCGUGUUGACGAGGAUAUGGCUUCUCCUGGAGAGGAGGGAGACGGAGAAGAUGGGAGGAAAACUUACGUCGAUGGCCCCGAGCCGUCCUCGCGGACUUCGACAGAGCGCAAUUCGACCUCCAAGGCCCAGGCGACUACUACCAAGACAACCCAUGGCACUACCUCUCCGACCACGGCGCCGAGAACCUAG
This is a messenger RNA of Dothidotthia symphoricarpi CBS 119687, 1431 nucleotides long. RefSeq lists its product as uncharacterized. Bases 1 to 1431 code for a protein of 476 amino acids. The record is from RefSeq and is a predicted model, not a curated record. NCBI's taxonomy places the organism in Eukaryota, Fungi, Ascomycota, Dothideomycetes, Pleosporales, Dothidotthiaceae. Gene Ontology annotation, biological process: protein phosphorylation. Gene Ontology annotation, molecular function: protein kinase activity; ATP binding. The transcript is spliced from 4 exons.